Molecule: messenger RNA, 2832 nt
Organism: Venustampulla echinocandica
Lineage: Eukaryota; Fungi; Ascomycota; Leotiomycetes; Helotiales; Pleuroascaceae
Exons: 13
Coding region: 1-2832 (943 amino acids)
Biological process (GO): DNA-templated transcription; regulation of DNA-templated transcription
Molecular function (GO): zinc ion binding; ATP hydrolysis activity; DNA binding
Source: RefSeq, a predicted model, not a curated record
AUGUCUUCAGUUCAUAAUUAUCGGGUGAGCAAGCCCGCACAGCGUACGUCAACAUGCGACAUGUGCAGGUCCAGGCAUCAAAAGUGCGGCGGGGAACAGCCACAGUGCUCGAAUUGCAAGCUACGGGCCAUAAACUGUUCCUACAGCGGCGCGAAGACACGAGUACCAGAGACUAGUAGAUCGCCUGGAUCUACCUUUGCACUGCCAUCGAGCCGCCCGUCCAUUUCAGAUGCCGACUACGACCGCCUUUACGCAGAGAUAUUCGGUGACAUCGUUCGACGCCUUAAUCUAGAUAAGGGUGGCAGAUCGGGUUCUCAUGAAGAUGCUCUUCUGGAUGCGCGACCAGGCAAUGCAAGCUUGCCAAUGUUUCAUCGCGAAGUCUCCUCCAUAGUCAGGGAGCAGGUCUCACAUGAUAGCUGGCUUCCCACUUCCCAAUCUGAUGCCAACCUCAUCAAUGAGUCCGCUCUUGAACGGAGCCCGGACCAUAUCCGUAAGAUCCUGAGAGAUUCCCUCCCAUCGCAAGAGGUCUCUCGGCACCUUCUCGAUAUGUUUUUUGACUACCAGGACUCCAUCUUCUAUGUAUGUAAUAGAGAGGAAGCGCAGGCCCAGCUGGCCCUUAUGUAUGAAGAACCGGCUGGGGUCAGCAUAUCUUGGUUUUGCCAGAUGUUCUUAAUCUUCGCUGUAGGUGUCCAAUUCGACGAUGUCUACGACACCGAUGGAACAACAUACCACGAGAUCGGCCAAAAGUACAUUGAUGAUGCCAUUGAUGAGAACCCGCAGAGCACGAUAUGGAUUAUUCGGGCGAUGCUUCUGCUUUGCCUCUUCCAGCCACCAACGAAAUGGAACUCCGUAUGGAUGCACCUUGAUACCGCCAUUCGAGGGGCCCAAAGAUUUCAGCUAGAUGUGGGACACAAUCUUCUGAAAGAAUUAUCCGACAACGAGUAUCGGGAAUGGCGCCGGCUAUGGUUAACUAUAAUCUCCUUUGACCGCUGGGUAGCAAUUUUCCUAGGACGACUACCACGCGUCAAGGAAAGUAUUUCUAGAGAUCCCAUUUUGAAGGACCCGAAUUUCAGAUUUACCUUGACGGACACCAUUCAAAAUAACAUUACAACUUUAGCAAUAAUAUCGGGAGAUAUAUUACGCGAUAUGUAUUUCUCAGAGCAGCCCAGUCUCAACACAUGCCGUCAAUACAAAACUGAGCUCAAAAAAUGGACAUCGAGUUUACCGAAUCCUCUUCAGCAGUACAUCCAAUCGGGCGAAUUUCCAAAAUUCCCUAAGGACCAGGCUGAAUCCACAGUUAGUUUUGAAGCAGGAGGUCUUGGGGAUUCAUCUGACACGGUGUUAGUUGAAUUUAUAUUUCAUGCACCUAGGGGCGUGGAUGUUAGUCACAAGGCCAUUCUUAUUGAGGGCGUUGAAAAUGGAGACGUCAGCAUUGACUCUGCAUCUCGUCUUAUCAACAAUGCCACCACAAUGUUAGGUUCAUCAUCUGCACCAAGGAAGUCAUUCAUGCCAGUGUUUUUCUUGAUCAACGCAGCCCACAUCAUGAUUCUUGCAGCAGUCUGGAAGCUAAAGCAAAACAGAGGCGGUUACGGAAUGCAAGGGCCAUACGACCAGCCCCGCGAGCUCGCCGCAAUCGACGCCUCGAUUCAAAUCCUCGAGUUCUGCGGCCACAGAAAUCCCUUUGCGCGCAGGUAUUCAAUCUCGAUCAAAGACCUCCAACGACAAUUAGUUUCCGGCCUCUCGGCCAAGCCCUCUCCGGGUUUGGGCUCGGGACCUCCCCUCUCCUCCAUGUCCUCUUCAGCCUCCGUAACGGAUUCCGACCCCGCGGCCGAAAGCCCCUAUUUCCAGAACCUGAGGGUUUCGGUCGAGCAGAGUGGUAGUGCACCUACUAUAGCAGCCUUGAGACCUUCUUUUGGUGCGCAAACAUCAUAUACAUCUGAGAGUCCUUUGAAUAUUAGCCUCGAAGGCUGGUCGCCGGGUCGGCUUAGGACGCUGAGCCCUGGGGAUGAGGAUCUUUAUGUGGAGUUCGCGGUCGACGACAUCACUGAGAUCAGCUGGAACGACUCCCUUUGGAAUCAUCUUUCGAUACAGCCUAAGCAGAAGAAUCUCACACUGGCUCUUGUAGUAUCUCAUUCGCAACGAAUACCCGAUUAUUCAUUUGAUAUUAUUAUCAUAGGGAAGGGUCGUGGUCUGAUUAUACUCUUCUAUGGACUACCUAGAGUUAACAAGACGCUGACUGCUGAAGCACUGUCGGAGCACCUGCGGAGACCGCUCUAUACCGUGGAUCUGAGCAGCGAUACAGCAAAGCUCGAGAAGCAGCUUUCGCUUCACUUUGAGCUUGCGGAUCACUGGAACGCUCUGCUUCUUCUCGAUGAGGCUGACAUGUUUUUGCGCAAGCGCGACACGGAUUAUACCCACAACCCACUCGUCUCGGUGUUCUUACGCAAGGAUUUUGAUCGUGGGAUCCAGAGCAGGAUCCACCUUGCGCUUCGGUAUGGUCCUUUGGGUGCUUGGAAUACCUUUCUUCAAAAUGCAAUCACGGCGGGCGGGAAAGCAGACCACAGUGAUGAGAACCUUGACGACCCUGCAAAGCACGAGCUCCAUGGUCGCCAGAUCAGGAAUGUCGUCCGAUCACCCACAGCUAGCCACCUUGCAAGCUCUUUCUACUGCCGUAUCUCUACCCCUCCCGCUUCUUCUAUUAGCGCUUCCUCGCUAAGUUCCCUCCUCCCAAGUGAUUCUACUGCUACCCGAGUAUCCGCUGCUCUUACUCAAGGCCCUGAGCUGGGGUACUAUAUCGACAAGCAUCUCGCAGCUCUUCUAGUAGACUACUAG